CCCCUUAUGGGGGUCUGUGACAGCAUAUUAAACACUUUGGUGGGUUUUUAUCUGGCACAUUAAUACAGCCCAAAGUAUCCAGAUAUCAAAUUCUUGGGAUAUUUUUGGGGUAUCAAAUUUCAGAGAUCAUCCAUCUCUGUAGCACCACCUACAGGCCAAACCUAAAGUGGAAUAUUGGCUACCCACCAAGUUUCCUGAAAUGCCUACAACUUUGGAACCAAAGCAGUGCUACAGGUUGUGUCUCAGAUAUGAUGUUCUGCAGGGUUCCUCACCACCUCCUGCUUUUACUCAUCCUCACAUUCAUCACAGUUCCUGUAUCAGCUGUCACUACUGUAAAGGUGGGGUUUAAUCAGACUGCUGCUCUGCCCUGUGAUCUGACGUGUUCUCAUCAGGUCACAUGGACUCCAUUUAAUAACCCAGGUUAUGUAGUGGCUCAGUGUGAUCAGACAUCCUGCAGGUCAGCAGAAGGAUUUAACAUCUCCCAUGAUCAGUAUCUGAAGGGAAAUAUGACCCUCACCAUCACUGCAGCUGAUGACAGUAAGAGGAACAUGUACACGUGUCAGUGUGAUGGCAAAGACAUUAAUGAUGUGCGUCUCAGCAUCGAGUCCAUCAUAUCAUCAGUUCAGACGAUUCCUGGUGAAGAUCUACAGCUGAAUUUGCACAUAUCAGACCAAGUGGAGGUGACCUAUGGGGUUGGAGUUCAACAUGGUGUACAGAUCUGCAGUGUGUAUAAAAGAUCACUAGACUGUACAGCUGAAUACACACAGAGAACAUCACUCACUAACACACUUCUUACACUGAGAGAAGUAAAGAGGACUGAUGAUGGAGUUUACAUCAUCAGAGACACGGAGUAUAACGAGACCCUUCAUAUUUACUUUGUAACAGUAAGAGCCAUCAUAUCAUCAGUUCAGACGAAUCCUGGUGAAGAUCUACAGCUGAAUUUGCACAUAUCAGACCAAGUGGAGGUGAUCUUUAAACACACAGAUUCAGCAGAUCCGCAUGGUGAACAGAUCUGCAGUGUGUAUAAAAGAUCACUAGACUGUACAGCUGAAUACACACAGAGAACAUCACUAAAUAACACACUUCUUACACUGAGAGAAGUAAAGAGGACUGAUGAUGGAGUUUACAGCAUCACAGACACGAAGUAUAACGAGACCCUUCAUAUUUACUCAGUAACAAUAAGGGAUCAGAACAAAGAUCAGGAGUCUGCUCUACCAGUGUGGGCGAUCAUCCUGAUAGUGGUGGUGGUGGUGGUGGUGGUGGUGCUUCUGGUUGCUACACUGAUUGUGUUAAUCCUGAACCGGAGGACAAAACCUAUCCGAAAAGCAUAUAUUAUCACCCCUCGUCGUUAACGCUGUUAACAGUUGUGAACGACUCGCCCAGAACGUCCAGAACCUGCUUCACAUCACCUGGGGAUUAUAAAGAAAUAUUUGUUGGGAAACUGGACAAGUAUUUAUGAAAGUUUUGAGCUGUGUGUCAUUUAGAAACCGGAGUAAGUAGUGACACCGUGUGGAUAUGUAGAAAAUUACAGCUAAAUGUAUAAAUCACUGCUCUGACACUUUACUUCAUAUCCGGUUUAAUCAGCUCCAUAAUAACUGCAUGCAGGCUACUGAGGCAUGAGAAGCAUUAAGGUAUAACAGCAUCUCAUAUGUUUAUUUAUAUAUGUGUGUAAAAUGGUUAAUUAGUCUGUUCUUUAUAUUUAAUUCUAACUAUUUACAGUCUACAGAUAGUUUAAUGCUCUUUCUGAACGUAACAGUAAAUUAUGCAUUAGUAAUAAUUGUGUGUAAUUACAGUCUUUAGACAGCUGAGAAGUGAUUUCACACAUUAACAGAUCUGUUAACUGACUCCAGAAUGAAUCUUCAGUGGAACAGUGGAGGAGAGACAUUACAAUAAUUUAUUUAUUGUUUUUUUUAGGCAUUUUCACACUUUCACAAUGAAUUGCACACAAAGUUUGAUAAAUGAGACUCCACACCUUUAAAUAUAAUAGUUCGUAAUCUGUUGUUUUAGUAAGAUUAACAUUCAUUAUGAUCUCAGAUGUACCCUCUUUUAACACCUUUUAUUUCAUUGUGUCUGUGUUCUGUAAAGAAAUGACGGAAUAAUGUAAAUAAAUAAAUAAAUGUUUGUGUUGCCCUGACUGA
Tachysurus vachellii is the source of this 2138-nucleotide messenger RNA. RefSeq lists its product as uncharacterized. NCBI's taxonomy places the organism in Eukaryota, Metazoa, Chordata, Actinopteri, Siluriformes, Bagridae. The coding region runs from base 249 to 1352 and encodes 367 amino acids. The transcript has 8 exons. The record is from RefSeq and is a predicted model, not a curated record.